CAUAGCAGCACAUGAUGAGCCAAGAAGGUGGCUUUUUUUAGCGGACAUGAACUGAAGCUUGGCAGCUGUGUGUCUCUCAACCCUACUCUUCCUCUAUGUGAGAGAGAGAAAGAGGUACCCAUCAUUGUCAUUUGUCACCCACUUUCUCUCUCUAAGUAAGGCAUGCUUUCUCUCUCUAAAACUCUCUUUUUGGGUCUAUUAUGCUUUACUGCUGCUGGUCUUCUUGUUCUUAUCAUGUUCUCUUUUUACCCCAUCUGCUUUUUUUGAUUCUUUGAGAAUUCUAAGUAGUCUUUUGGUCACAACUGACUGUUUUUUAAGAAGGGUAUUUGCUCUGUCUCACAUAGAACAUGUGUAUGUGUGUGUGAAAAUGGGCAUUUUCAGCAGGGUCUUGAGCUGCAGAGAUUGGAAGAUACGAUUACUUCAACUUAAAGUUUGUUGGGUUUUUCUUUGAAUUUACUUCUCUCUGAGGUCUGGUGGGGUAUGCCCAUUUUCACAAGCAUUUAUGCUUAUUUGACUUGGAAUGCAAGUGUAUAUAAAGAUGUUUUUAAUCAUUUAAUUUCUUUAUUUACUGUUCUCAACUUCCAAAAAAAAAAAAAAAAAUUUCUUUAUUGUUCUCUCUAACCCUUUUUUUGGUACCGGAUCACUUAUUGCUAUUAGGGUUUCAGGGAUCAAAAUAGGCAUUUUUUUAAGGUUCAGCUCAACCCUUGGAAUUAUUAGUAGGGUCCAUGCAUUUGCCAUUCUCAAUAUAUAAUAAGAUCUUUGAGUUGUUGCCUUGAGUGUAGAAGAUUGAAGAUUUUUGGCUUGAAGUUUAUUAGUUUGAUUGAAGCCGCUUUAUUUGCGAAUUCGAGACAAUGGAUUGCAGAUCUAUUAAUGGGAAUAGACAUGGAGUUGGAAUUCGACAAAUACUGCAAAGUGGGUGGGAGCCCAAAAACAGUUCUUCCGUUUCCUCGGCAAUUUUCAAAAGUUGAAAGGAGAAGCACAAAAUCCACAUGUAGAAAGGAUCUAUUGAACCUAAAGGAGGACUUCAAAGAGAUUAAUUUUCGUCGCUACCGCAGUUCAUCAUGUAAAACCAUUCCAUUUAGAACUUCUCAGCUGGAAGGAAAUGAAGUGCUAAAGCGGGGUUCCGUAUAUCAGAGCUCAAAAGAAGUGAGGAAGAUGAACAAGAUUGCAGCUGUGGAAGGAAGGAGAAAAAUUGAGUUCUCCCGGAGCAACGCCACCGGUUCCUCAUUUGGUCUUCUUGACUCAUUGUGUAGUUCAGACGAGGAUAGCUUGCUUGUGGAACAGAAGCGAUCUUCUGCAAUGUCGCUGAACUCAGACUUGAAUACAGCAUCCGCCAGCAGGUCUGAUGUAGAACAACGCUUUCAGGACCUUUUAGAUCUCUCUUUGCAUCAUGGUAGAGAUAGUGUCGUCUCAUCAGAUGGCUUGUUUGAGAUCUCUCUGAAUUUGAAGAACAGAGGAAAUCACUCUGCUGAAAAUGUAGAGAGACACACAAUUGAGAAUCCCAAGUUCAGAUGUGAUCCAGUUGUUGGUCCUCUAAAUGAUGGUAAUGUUCUUCGGGAGAGAGAAAAUGCUACUUUUCGGAAAUCACUAUCUGCUAAACUGGCACUGCCUCAUUCCCCUUCUCCAUCAGAAAGUGAUUGCUCUAAAGCAAGCAGCCCAAAGGUUCGGUUCAGCCCUAUCAGAAAGAUGUUUGAUCCAUUCACAAAACCCAAGUCUCAACGAAGUCCUUUGGGUUCUGCAAUUGAACAUGGCGAGCUUGCAGCAGCCGGGCUGGCAAGCGUCAGGAGGAACAAGACAUUUCGGAAAUCUUUGUUGCAUGAUUUCUCAAAUGUGUCUCAAAGUCCCGAAGUUGGUUCUCAGGUUCUGAAGAAGGAUCCCAAUAAUUUAGUUGUGCCAUGUUCACCAGCUCACCUGCAUGGCCAACUCAAGUUGGAAAAGAAGCACGGGGUGCCAUUUAUCGAGUUCUCCUUGAAGUUCCCUGAAGAUGUUUUUGUGGCCAAGACAUGGAAAGCAGACAAUGGUUUAAAUUGGGUAUAUACCUUCCACUCUCUUCGUCACAGAAGGAAGAGUAAUGCGAGUGGGUGGGGAUUGAAAGAUAUCAACAAAGAAUCCUCUAUAGUGGGACAGAUGCAGGUAUCCUGUUAUUUAUGUACAGAGCUAAAAAAUGCUGGAGCUUUUGACAGCUCCAUGGUGACAGAGUUUGUGUUAUAUGAUAUUGCACAUGCAAGAAAAAGUAUGGCUGCUCAAGAAAACCUUAGCUGUUCCCCUGAUGUUGCUAAACCUCCGAAGUGUUCAAAUGAAAGGUCAAUUGGGGGAACAUGUGAGUUGGAUGAAGCAUCUGAUCAAUCAAAGCUUAAAUUUCGAUCAAAAGAUGCUCCUGUCAUUGACCAUUUUGAUUCAAAUGCUCAUCCUUGGUUGCCUGCAGAUUUGCAUCCAAACCUUGAAAUUGCAGCCAUCGUUACACAAGUCCCACUUGAGAAGAGAGAAAGCCUGAAAUACAUGAGAGGGGGUGCAAAGAGUGUUCGACCACGUUCAAACUCACUUGACCUCUCUGUGGUUGAGCAGAGAAAAAAAGGCAACCCUGAUUGCUUAAGUCUCACAAAUGUGAAUGUGGUGAUCCCUUCUGGAAGCCAUAGUUUGCCGAGUACUGAAAGUCGUGGCCCUUCACCAUUACUAGAUCGAUGGAGAUUGGGCGGAGGUUGUGACUGUGGUGGCUGGGACAUGGCAUGCCCCCUUACUGUUUUUGGCAAUUCCACUAUUCCGAGUACUGACGAUCAUCCACUCACAGAAACUCACAGGCCUUUGGAACUUUUUGUUCAGGGACCAAAAGACAAAACUCCAGCAUUGAACAUAAGAGUUAUUGAAGAGGGAUUGUACUCAGUUGACUUCCAUGCACAGUUAUCCACAUUACAAGCAUUCUCUAUUUGUGUUGCCAUCUUGCAUAGUACGGAAGCCUCCAUUGCUGUUGGUCAGGAGAGAGACGAAGAACUGUUGCAAUGCAAUUCUCUGGGACUGUUUAUCGGAAAGGAAGUGAAAUAUCUAAUUGAAACAGUCAGAGAGGAGGAAAAGAGGAAAGCCAAUCCAAAGACGCAAGAAAUUAAACCAUCUUUUGUACUCAAUCCACCCUUUUCUCCAAUUGCUAGAGUAUAGACUUCAUGACUUCGCUUGGUAAGGCAGAGAUGAGUUCUCAGAGAACCCCAGUUCGGGUGUAUAGAGAAAGGUUGUUAGUUCCUGACAUCUGUAUUGCUACAGAUGUGGGGUAAACCAAAACGUUUCGAACAUUUUGUGGAUAGAGAUAGACCCAAGUCUCCAGCUUGCUUGGCGAAGCUGAAACGGCUUUCCAAUGAAUUCCAGAUUCAGAUUACAGAGGCUACCGGUUCUGACUCUUUGCGUGGAAGAUUACUACAGUGGAGGUGCCAAAAUCCUUUUGUAGAACUAUUCAAUUCGUUCUUACUUCUUCUAGUUACAUAGUCAAAUUUGAACAAAACACAAUACUGUCCAUAUUAUCAGUCGAUGGUGAAAAAGGAGUAACCAUUCAAUUGUGUAGAUUAUUUAAAAUUAAUGAUGGGUAAGGUGUUAUGGGGAAGUAGAUACUAGAAAUGCUUUCAGAAAGCUUCCAUUUUCAAUAUUGCUGAUGCCAAGCAGAUUGCAUCUCUGUUUUUGGCAGUUUCUGUAUCUAGAAUAAAUAGAAAAUGACAUGCAUGCUCUUACCUUUUUCUUAUAUGAAA
Messenger RNA from Cornus florida, 3728 nucleotides. RefSeq lists its product as uncharacterized. The transcript has 3 exons. Lineage: Eukaryota; Viridiplantae; Streptophyta; Magnoliopsida; Cornales; Cornaceae. The coding region runs from base 871 to 3150 and encodes 759 amino acids. The record is from RefSeq and is a predicted model, not a curated record.